CCUUGUCACUUGUGACGUUGUGUGCAUAGACGAUUACUAAGAUUAGUGAUCGAUGAGUAGAAGUAGAAUGAUCUACGAUCCGAAUGUGCUUUCCUGCAAGUCGGAGCAAGCCAAAUCUUCAAAAUCAUCAUCCACUACUGCCAGUACUGGCACAUGGUGGCAGCGAGUCGUGUUUCGAAUAUCUCCUGACACCGUGACCUAUAAUGGCGAGCUGCCGAGAGGAGCCCACUGACGACUUGAUCGAAGUGUUCUGUAAGCAGAGCGUACGUCGCCUCCUGGUCAGGCGUUUGAGCCUCAAGGAGCUGCUGGUGGAGGUAGAUGCUAGCGAACUCAGCGAAGCGGCUGCCGAGAAGCGAAAGCUUUUCCAUAGCAUUAUACCAGAAGGUCAUCUGGGUCCCCUGCAGAAGCUGGCUUCGGACGGUAACAAGUCGCCGGAGUGCGUGAACGAUGAGUUUCUCGGCCUGAUCAACAAUCGCUCGCUAGGUGGUCGCAAGCUAAGCGACUUCGUGAAAUGGCUGGACAUCUUUCAUCCGGAGAUUUGCGCAGAGCUGCACCGAGCCUGCCCAGUAGCGCAGCACUCGCAGUGGUCGAUCGGAGUAUCAACAAGCACUCCGCUGUACAGUCUGAAUGAUAGCCCGACGAUGUGCGAACGCUGCGUGGACGUGCUGAGCCCACUGCUGGACGAGAGCGGCGACUGGGCGAAGCUCUACGACGCCCUGUCGCACCACCCCAAGGCAAAGCCGUUCUUCACGCAGGCCCAGCGGGCGGCCGUGGCCCAAUGCGCCGAUGGCGGCGGUGCAGGCGGAGGUGGCAAGCAGACCGAGGUGAUCCUGAGCGCGUGGUGCCGCCUGCUGCCCCUCCGCGAGGCCACGCUCUCGCAGCUGAUACGUCUGCUGCACGGAGAGCGUUGCUUCAAGGCUGUCUGUGCGCUGGCUGAUAGGCUAAAGCUGAAGGGGGAGUCGCGUGGCGUGCGCGAGAUGAUCGUCGAGGCAGCGGACCGCUGCGGUGUGGGUCUCCCAAACGGACACACACCCGACGGCUCGUUCUCGCCGGAGAAGGAGAGCUGCGGUCGCCGGGACACCGCGUGGGGGGACAUGGCGGUGGUGGACAUUGAGGGCGAGUUCGACGACGAGCGCUUCCGACCGCUAAUCACCGCGUUGGAUAAUACAAACGUCGACGCUGUAACGAGUGCCACACAUCUCUACAAGCAUCUGCGCAGCACGGAGCAGAUCGAGCAGAAGAGCCGGCUGGAGCCUGUAGUUCGGCCCGGUCAGGCUAAGAGGGUGCUCGCCGGCUGGCUGUGGAAGGACGAUGCGCUGAAACUGUGCGACAUCCGCGCUACGCUGCAGGCGUGUGGGCUGACGGAAGCAGUGACUGCGUUGGCGAAUGCGUUUGCAAACACCACUGUAGUAUCGUUGGAAACGUCGCCAGUGCAGGCUACUCUGCAGCCGACAGCACCAAGUGCCUUUGACUUUGACAGCAUCCAGCACCACUCUGAAUCUAGCAUCAUCAUGGAUGAGCAAGGGUAGAAAUGGUGCGGCCGGCGGAUAUGCCUAUUGUGUGUGUGUGCGCGUGUGUGUGUGUCACGGUGUGUGUGUGUGUGUGUGUGUGUGUGUGUGUGUGUGUGUGUGUGCGUCUGUGUGUGUGUGUGUGUGUGUGUGUGUGUGUGCGUGUGCUUUCCCGUACACAUGUGCACGUACGUCUGUACUUUUGUGAACUUGACCAGCCGCACUUGUGCAAGCGUUUGAGUAGGCAAGGGCAAACUUCGAAUUCACUUCUUUUCAUGAAAUGCGGUGAUGCUUCAUCUUUGGAACAUACGUGUAUCACCCACUUCUUUUAUACCAGUAUUAAAGCUUCUGAUUUGUUGACUGCUUUUCUCCCAGUACACAGAGAGCGUAACUAGCGUUUUCUGUGCAUACCGGCUCACAGAUUUUAUAGUAUUUUCAUGGCUUUUGGUUAGUUUCGGAAUGCGGACAGUGUUUUUCCCUCCCUCUUGUAUUAGACUGCCUGCCUUUAGCGCGUGUGCACAGUUUCUUGAGAAAAAACAGAAACGAUUCUACCAGACACUGACUGACUGAGCCAAUGUUUAACGUUUACAAUGUAAAACUCAAUAGAAUCGGUUUUGUGCCCUGUUAUCUCACUUUUUGACUGCUAAUAAUUGUCUUGUUACAGACGUGGGCAGUCGCUUCAUAACUCGUUCCCACGAUUUUUCUCCUAUUUUACACAUCGAUUAUAUCGCAUUACGUUUUUCUACUAUCCAGCACCCUCGAAUUUAUGAAUACUUUUCUACAUCGUGCAUUUACCGAGAAGAGAUUCUAUUGUGUAUUUGGCUGGGCAGCACGA
Molecule: messenger RNA, 2343 nt
Organism: Sycon ciliatum
Lineage: Eukaryota; Metazoa; Porifera; Calcarea; Leucosolenida; Sycettidae
Exons: 3
Coding region: 204-1529 (441 amino acids)
Source: RefSeq, a predicted model, not a curated record